Messenger RNA from Trichosurus vulpecula (common brushtail), 4939 nucleotides. RefSeq names its product ankyrin repeat domain 28 (gene ANKRD28). The coding region runs from base 1 to 3282 and encodes 1093 amino acids. Gene Ontology annotation, molecular function: protein binding. The transcript is spliced from 28 exons. The record is from RefSeq and is a predicted model, not a curated record. NCBI's taxonomy places the organism in Eukaryota, Metazoa, Chordata, Mammalia, Diprotodontia, Phalangeridae.
AUGAGUCGGGUGUGUAUUGUUGUUUUGGAGGAGAUAGAAGAUGAAUCUCCACCGUUUGUUUCCAAAUUGCCUCAGGAAAAUAAAUUCCUUCCAUCUCCAGCUUCUGGAAAUGUAUUGGUAAGAUGUGAUAGUCUCUUGAGUAUUUUUCCAUCACUGGUUCAAGCUAUAUUUAAUGGAGAUCCUGAUGAAGUUCGGGCACUAAUAUUUAAGAAAGAAGAUGUUAACUUUCAGGACAAUGAAAAGAGGACACCAUUACAUGCUGCUGCUUAUCUGGGAGAUGCAGAGAUUAUUGAACUACUUAUUUUAUCUGGAGCUAGAGUUAAUGCCAAAGACAGCAAAUGGUUGACUCCUUUACACAGAGCAGUUGCAUCUUGUAGUGAGGAAGCUGUCCAGGUAUUGUUGAAGCAUUCAGCAGAUGUUAAUGCUCGUGAUAAAAACUGGCAAACUCCUUUACACAUAGCUGCUGCAAACAAAGCUGUCCAAUGUGCUGAAGCUUUGGUGCCCCUCCUAAGCAAUGUAAAUGUGUCUGAUAGAGCUGGCAGGACAGCUUUACAUCAUGCAGCAUUCAGUGGACAUGUUGAGAUGGUCAAUCUGCUGCUGUCCAGAGGUGCCAAUAUUAAUGCAUUUGACAAGAAGGACAGAAGAGCUAUUCAUUGGGCAGCAUAUAUGGGGCACAUUGAAGUUGUGAAAUUGCUUGUCGCUCAUGGAGCUGAAGUCACAUGUAAAGAUAAGAAAUCUUAUACACCUCUUCAUGCUGCUGCUUCCAGUGGAAUGAUCAGUGUCGUGAAAUAUCUUCUAGAUCUCGGUGUUGAUAUGAAUGAACCCAAUGCCUAUGGAAAUACACCUCUUCACGUGGCCUGCUACAAUGGACAAGAUGUGGUCGUAAAUGAGUUGAUAGAUUGUGGUGCUCACGUAAACCAGACGAAUGAGAAAGGGUUUACUCCUUUACACUUUGCUGCAGCAUCGACGCAUGGCGCCCUGUGCUUGGAGCUCCUGGUUGGGAAUGGAGCCGAUGUGAACAUGAAGAGCAAAGAUGGGAAGACACCCUUGCACAUGACAGCAAUCCAUGGCAGAUUCUCAAGAUCACAAACCAUUAUCCAGAGUGGAGCAGAAAUAGACUGUAAGGAUAAGAAUGGAAAUACUCCGUUGCACAUAGCAGCUCGAUAUGGCCAUGAGCUACUUAUUAACACUCUCAUUACAAGCGGUGCUGACACAGCAAAGCGGGGCAUACAUGGAAUGUUCCCUCUCCAUUUGGCAGCAUUAAGUGGUUUUUCAGAUUGCUGUAGGAAACUUCUUUCUUCAGGAUUUGACAUAGAUACUCCAGAUGACUUUGGCAGAACUUGUCUUCAUGCUGCUGCGGCUGGAGGGAAUUUGGAGUGCCUAAAUCUUUUACUUAAUACUGGCUCAGACUUCAACAAAAAGGACAAAUUUGGGAGAACGCCCCUCCACUAUGCUGCAGCCAACUGUAAUUACCAGUGCCUGUUUGCUCUUGUGGGGUCAGGAGCCAGUGUGAACGAUCUGGAUGAGAGAGGCUGUACGCCCCUGCACUAUGCAGCCACCUCAGAUACAGACGGCAAGUGCCUGGAAUACUUACUAAGAAAUGAUGCAAAUCCAGGAAUCCGUGACAAACAGGGAUAUAAUGCAGUUCAUUAUUCUGCUGCCUAUGGUCAUCGUUUAUGUCUUGAACUGAUUGCCAGUGAAACUCCCUUAGAUGUUCUAAUGGAAACCUCGGGUACAGAUAUGUUAAAUGAUUCAGAUAACAGAGCACCAAUAAGCCCUUUGCACUUAGCUGCCUAUCAUGGUCACCAUCAAGCUCUAGAAGUGUUGGUACAGUCUUUGUUAGAUCUUGAUGUGCGGAACAACAAUGGAAGGACACCCUUAGACCUUGCAGCCUUUAAAGGCCAUGUGGAAUGUGUGGACGUACUCAUUAAUCAGGGAGCCUCAAUCUUAGUCAAGGAUUAUGUGGUAAAGAGGACGCCUAUUCAUGCUGCAGCAACAAAUGGUCAUUCAGAGUGUUUACGGUUAUUAAUAGGGAAUGCAGAGCCACAAAAUGCAGUAGACAUUCAAGAUGGAAAUGGACAGACUCCUCUGAUGCUGUCUGUUUUGAAUGGACACACAGACUGUGUUUAUUCACUACUGAACAAAGGAGCAAACGUAGAUGCCAAAGAUAAGUGGGGAAGAACAGCAUUACAUAGAGGGGCAGUUACAGGCCAUGAAGAAUGUGUAGAUGCAUUGCUUCAACAUGGUGCCAAGUGUUUACUGCGGGAUGGUAGGGGUCGGACACCCAUACACUUGUCAGCAGCCUGUGGUCAUAUUGGUGUUCUUGGAGCACUGUUACAGGCAGCAGCAUCUGCAGAUGCCAUUCCUGCCAUAGCAGACAAUCAUGGCUAUACAUCGCUUCACUGGGCCUGCUACAAUGGACAUGAAACGUGUGUCGAACUUCUCUUGGAACAGGAAGUCUUCCAGAAAAUGGAAGGAAAUUCUUUCAGCCCAUUACAUUGUGCUGUGAUAAAUGACAAUGAAAGUGCUGCUGAAAUGUUAAUUGAUACAUUGGGCACUGGCAUUGUAAAUUCAACAGAUAUGAAAGGAAGAACCCCUCUUCAUGCAGCUGCCUUCACAGAUCAUGUAGAAUGUUUGCAGCUGCUCCUCAGCCAUAAUGCUCAAGUGAAUUCUGUAGAUUCUUCUGGGAAAACACCUCUGAUGAUGGCUGCAGAAAAUGGACAGACAAAUACUGUUGAGAUGCUGGUUAGCAGUGCUAACGCAGACCUGACUCUACAAGAUAACAGUAAAAACACAGCACUCCAUUUGGCAUGCAGUAAGGGUCAUGAAACUAGUGCCUUGUUAAUCCUGGAGAAGAUAACAGAUAGAAACCUCAUCAAUGCAACCAAUGCAGCUUUGCAGACACCCUUACAUGUUGCUGCCAGAAAUGGACUCACAGUCGUAGUGCAAGAACUUUUGGGGAAAGGAGCAAGUGUGCUUGCUGUAGAUGAAAAUGGGUAUACCCCAGCUUUGGCCUGUGCUCCCAAUAAGGACGUGGCGGAUUGCCUAGCCCUCAUUCUGGCCACCAUGAUGCCUAUCUCAUCAAGUAGCACGAUACCGUCCCUAACGUUCAGUGCCAUUAAUCAUUACACUAACACCUCAAAGACCGUCACCUUUGACCCCUUGCCUAUGAUGCGCAGUGAGCAUAGCUCUUACUGCAGUUUCAACAACAUUGGCAGGGAAGAUGGUUAUCCAUACACAGAAGAGGAUGAACUCAAUGACUCUGAUUCAGAGACUUACUGAGCAGCCUCUGUGCUUGUGUGGAGAUUUCGCCCCGUCCCGGAAGGAGCACUCGGUGUUCCAAUAGAAAUCAGCCUCAAGGAAAAGGGCUCACGGUGGAUGGUCUACAUGCUGACACGCAGAGGAAGAUUUUUAAAGCCAAGUUUUGCAAAAGGAGCUACUGGAUACAGUCUCGAAGUGAACUUGAAAUUCCAAACAACUUGGUUGAAUUUGGUUUUGAGGUGCGAGGCGUGAUUUUGGGACACAGUCCACUAGUUUGGGUAGACAAGCAACACUAUUGUACAAGAAAAAAGGACACUACAUUUAAAAUCCUAUCAAUAAAACUAAUUAAAUCUGAAGGCAAUAAAAGUUUGGUACAGUAGGCACUGUUGCACAGCACAUUGCCAAAGGACCAAAUAAAGGUUUUUUAAUCUAAUAACUUUUUGUGGAAACUGGAAUAGAUUAAUUGAAAACUUGUCUAAACCAAACUUUAAUAUUUCUAAAAAUGAAGUUCAAAUUUGGUUUUAAAGUUUGAUUUUUUUAAAAAAAAUAAGCAAAAAUCUGAAAGCCUUCUGACACUGUAUUUAAAUGUACAAUGAGAGAAAGCAGAUGUAUUUUUAAGUUUUGUCUUUUCUUUUAGAUAAAAAUUUUAAAGAAAAAUUGUCAUACUUUUAUAAUGUUAAAAUUGAAAACCAGCUAACUGAUGCAGUCAGGGUGAUACAUGUACAGUGUAAAAAAAAUCGAGGGGGGGAGUCCAAGACAAUUAUUGUUGCACAGUUCUAGAUGGUUAAGUUUAAAAUUGAGCUAUUGUUAUUUAAAAUAUGCUAAAAGACUUGUAGGGGAGAGUGAAACAAUGCAAAUUGGAAAGUCAUUUCUUGACACCCUGUUGCAGCUGUCCAUCUGGUCCUGGGAAAUUAAUUUUUUUUUCCAGCAACUCAUCCACUUUUUUAUAACAUGUACAUUGGUUACUGAAAUUAUUUUUAUGCCUCCUCAUUGCAUUUAUUUUGCAUUAUUUAAAUCCUGGAGUAUGGUAAAAAAAAAAUAAUCAAAAAAGAAUAUCCCUUAUUACCCAAAGGUAUAAUGUCAGAUUCUUUGGGAGAAUUAAUUGUUGUACGACAUUUUUUUUAUAUGAACACAAACAUGUGGAUGCUCUUCGGAUGUGUGUUUUAUAACACACCGCUGUUGAGGGAAAGAAAGAGGAAGGGGUUGGGGGAAGCUGUCUGCCAGAAAUUUCCUGACAAAUGGAGGAGAGUUUCACAGCUUUUAAAAGAAAACUGAGGUUUGGGAUGUUAACAACUUAAUUUGGUUCUGCUUUAACCAUAACUCACUUUUUAAGUGAGAUUGCUCAGAGACGUGCAAGGCCAUCUUGCACCUCCAGAGAAAGUACAACAAGUUGCAGCAAAUUGAUUCCCGAUUUCAUUCUGUCCUUUUUUUAUUGUGAAACUGGAAAACUUAAUGACAUUGUAAAUUAUCAGCUGGUUUUCUGAACAUAAAGUGUGAAAACACAGAACAGUAUUUUGAUCUAUUUGAUAAUUUUGUGGGGUUUUUGAAGAAUUAAUGAGCAUGUACAUAGAAUUAGUGACUGCUUGAAUACUGUAUUUACUUGCACUCUUUCAGUACAUCAAGAUUCCUGUAUAUUUUACGGAGUAUAAUAAAACCCAGAUGUGAGUUGUUGUAUUUA